This is a messenger RNA of Rubroshorea leprosula, 537 nucleotides long. The record is from the annotation of a GenBank genome assembly. Lineage: Eukaryota; Viridiplantae; Streptophyta; Magnoliopsida; Malvales; Dipterocarpaceae.
CCUCCCUUCUUUGGCGUUGCGUUGUUUUUGCUCGGAAGCCUUUGAGCUUCCGGGGUUUUGAUGCUUGAGCCACGGGGCUUCCCGGCCGUUAAAGCAUGUUGGAGCUGUCCUGUGCUCCCUCCUCCGAUGACCUCUUUGGUGCUCGCUAUUUUUGGUUUACUUGCAGAUUCGACGAUGGUCCCCUCCAUCCGACAGUUUCUAUCGGUGGCGGUGCACGCAGGGAAUCCUAGAUCUGGCAACCUUGCGACCCAUCUGUUGCCUCCAAGGAACGGCCUCCGCCUGAUCGGGUCUCCACAUCGGCAUCCUGGAGCCUGGCGCACCUUCCACAUGGGUAAAUUGAAGGGUGUCUCAUUUGGAUCGCUCGACCGAAGGCCGCUGUAUAGCUGGGCCCUUAGUGGUUGUUCGAGUGUCGUGUGCACCUCCCUUCGGCCUCUGGAUAUGGGUCUACUCUAGUUUCUUGCUCCUGAUGUAAUUUUAUUGUUUAUUAUUCCUGUAGAUGCCGUAUGGCGGUGUUUGAAAUGAACCAAUUUCGUUAUG